Messenger RNA from Rhodotorula toruloides NP11, 4611 nucleotides. RefSeq names its product chitin synthase, glycosyltransferase family 2 protein. The coding region runs from base 1 to 4611 and encodes 1536 amino acids. Gene Ontology annotation, molecular function: chitin synthase activity. The transcript is spliced from 6 exons. The record is from RefSeq and is a predicted model, not a curated record. Gene Ontology annotation, cellular component: cell periphery; cell septum. Lineage: Eukaryota; Fungi; Basidiomycota; Microbotryomycetes; Sporidiobolales; Sporidiobolaceae.
AUGGCCUCCGAUCCGCCUCCGCCUCGUCCGCCUCGACAGGCCCCUCCACCCGCCCAAGCACUCCACCACGGCGCACAGCGGCCGCAGCGCGAACAGCAACCCGCCUAUCCAUCUCCUGGUCUCCACCCGAACCCACAGCAAAACUCGCAGCGACCGCCGUUUACACAGCACUCGUCGAGCUCGUUCUCGGACGAAUCGGCGAAACAGUCCCUCUCGUCGCCGCCCGUUCGACCGCCCAACCUCGCUUAUGCCUCGCACGCAACCAGCUCGACUUCCUAUGCUGGCGGAGCGAUCCCCAAGGUCCAGUUCUCGCGCGACCAGGCGUCGACCUCGUUCUACGACUCCGUCUCGGCAGCCGAAGUCCCCCUCGUCGGCUACUCGUCCGCCUACUCUGCCCAUUCCUCGGCCGCGCACGGUGCCGCUGCAACGCCAGGCAUGACCUCGCUGACGGUUGGCGGGUCAGGCGCCGACUUCAAACGCAAGAAGUCGCUCGUCCGUCCCGACCGCGAACGCGUCGACGAGAACCACCGCCUGUACAACUACCGCCAGCAUGCGGCGAUGAUGGAGGCCGAAGGGCGGGGUACGGCGGCGGUCUCGCGGACGGGCCACUACGCGCAGGCUGGCUUGCCUGUUCCCGUUGGGCCGGCAGAAGUCAGCGGCGCGGCAGCCGCUGCGGCGCAUCCUUCGCACGGAGCAGAAGCGGGCGCAGGCUCGACGACGCUUCGACGAGGCAAGAGCAUCCUCGCGCGAGAGGAAGGGAUGGUCAACGAAUCGGGUCUCAAUAUCUUUAAGCGCGGCCAGACGCUGCGGAGACCGAAACGCGGGACAGCUGGCGGAGCGAUGCCUGGUGGAGCGUAUGAUCGUGGCAGGAGGGCGAAAGAGGCGAAGAAGCCGCUCGGAGCGUGGAUGAUCUACUGCAGGAUCUUGACGGCGUGCUUCCCGGCCCCUCUCUUGCGAUGCUUCGGCUUCCGCACGAAGGAGCGACAGGACGCCUGGCGCGAGAAGAUCGGUCUUCUCUCGGUCAUCGCGCUCUGCAUGGCCUUCGUCGGUUUCCUCACCUUCGGCUUCACCCAAGCCGUCUGCGGCACGCCCGCGCUCCGGUACCGCGCCGGCUCGAUCGAGGGCGGCUCGAUGAUCUUCCACGGCUACGACUACGACAUGGACUCGUUCAGGCAUCCCGCCGCGGCCGGUAUCAGCGAGGGCUCGAACCCGCUGUACGACAUCUUUGCUGCCGCCGGCAAGGACGGCUCCUUCUUGUUCCAGAACGUCAACCAGAAGUGCCUCAAUGUCAUCACGCCCGCCGCCGGGACCGGCAUCACGCACAACGGGAACGAGAUGGGGUGGUACUUCCCCUGCAACCUCUACGACCAGUACGGCACGUCGACCGUCAACUUGACGGGCUACGCCGAGGGAUGGCAGUGCCACACGCAAGGCGACGCGCGCGUCCAGUUCAGCCAGCUCAAGGCCCUCGGACAGGUCUACUUCCUCUGGGAUGACCUCAAGAACACGUCACGCAACCUCGGCGUCUACGACGGAGCCGUACUCGACUUCUCCCUCCUCAACUGGCUCGACAAGUCGCAGGUCGCGUACCCGCCCAUCUUCGACGAGCUCCGCUCCGGCACGAACUCGUCCUUCCGCGGCCGCGACAUCACUUCGCUCAUGGUGAACUCGAACCAGCGCGACGUCGCAGAGUGCCUCGUCGACGUUAUCCGCGUCGGCUUUGUCGACUCGGUCACGUUCGGCUGCGUCGCGUCGGACGUCGUCCUCUACGUCUCGCUCGUCGUCAUCAUCGGCGUCGUCCUCAUCCGCUUCGCCUUCGCCGUCCUCUUCGGCUGGUUCCUCUCUUGGAGGAUCGGCAAGUUCCCCGAGGAGACGAACGAGCAGCGUCGAGCACGCGCGAACGAGAUCGAGAACUGGACAGACGACAUCUACCGCCCCGCGCCCGCUCGCUACCGCCCGAGCGUGCCGAACAAACUGCAGAAGAAGUCGAUGUUGCCGACCACGAGUCGGUUCUCCAAGGGCGACCUCCUCAAGGCCGCCGGCAACGAUUCGAGCCUCCCGUCGCUGUCGAAGAAGGGCAUGAUCGGCGCCGGCAUGCGCAAUUCGCCUCCGGGUUCGCCUGGCGGACCUCGCGCGUCGCGCAGCUCCACCUCGCUCCCGAUGUCGUCGUUCACGCUCGACGGCCUCGCGCGCGGCUCGGCAGCGGACGGCGCGAUGGGUGCUUGCCCGUUCCCGCUCGCCGAUGUCGUCCCACAGCCUCCGCCCGACUACGAGCCGUUCAACUACCCUCUCGCACACGCCAUCCUUCUCGUCACCGCCUACUCCGAGUCAGUCGAGGGUCUGCGCACGACGCUCGACUCGCUUUCGACGACCGACUACCCCAACUCGCACAAGGUCAUCCUCGUCAUCGCCGACGGCAUGGUCAAGGGCUCGGGUAACUCGCUCACGACGCCCGAGAUCGUCCUCGGCAUGAUGAAGGAGUUUGUCGUUCCGCCUGCCGAGGUCGAGCCGUACUCGUACGUCGCCAUCGCCGAUGGCCACAAGCGCCACAACAUGGCCAAGGUGUAUGCCGGCUUCUACUCGUACGACGACAACACGGUCGAGCGGUCGAAGCAGCAGCGCGUCCCGAUGCUCCUCGUCGCCAAGGUCGGCAACCCCGCCGAGCAGCGCGACCCCAAGCCGGGCAACCGCGGCAAGCGCGACUCGCAGAUCGUCCUCAUGACGUUCCUCCAGAAGGUCAUGUUCGACGAGCGUAUGACGACGUUCGAAUACGAGUUCUUCAACUCGCUCUGGCGCGCGACGGGCGUGAGCCCUGACCGCUACGAGCUGGUGCUCAUGGUCGACGCCGAUACCAAGGUCUUCCCCGACUCGGUCUCGCGCAUGGUCGCCUGCAUGGUCCACGACCCGGAGAUUAUGGGCUUGUGCGGCGAGACCAAGAUCGCCAACAAGUCCGACUCGUGGGUAACGAUGAUCCAGGUCUUCGAAUACUUCGUCUCGCACCACCAGACCAAGGCUUUCGAGUCGAUGUUUGGCGGCGUCACCUGUCUGCCCGGAUGCUUCUCGAUGUACCGCAUCAAGGCGCCCAAGGGUGGCGACGGUUACUGGGUUCCGAUUCUCGCCAACCCCGACAUCGUCCAGCACUACUCGGAGAACGUCGUGGACACCCUGCACAAGAAGAACCUCCUGCUUCUCGGCGAGGAUCGCUACCUCACGACGCUCAUGUUGCGCACGUUCCCGCGGCGCAAGAUGAUGUUCUGCCCGCAAGCCGUUUGCAAGACGAUCGUCCCCGACACUUUCUCCGUCCUCCUCUCGCAGCGCCGCAGGUGGAUCAACUCGACUGUCCACAACCUCUUCGAGCUCAUCCUUGUUCCCGACCUCUGCGGCGUCUUCUGCUUCUCGAUGCGCUUCGUCAUCUUCAUGGAGCUGGCGGGUACCCUCGUCCUUCCCGCCGCCAUCGCCUUCACUCUCUACCUCAUCGUUGUCGCCAUCAUCCCCGGAACCGUCAAGCCCGUCAUCUCGCUCAUCCUCCUCGCACUUAUUCUCGGUAUCCCCGCCAUCCUCAUCGUGAUCACCUCGCGCCGUUGGAGCUUCUUGGGUUGGAUGCUCAUCUACCUCUGCUCGCUUCCAGUCUGGAACUUUGUUCUUCCUGCCUAUGCCUUCUUGCAUAUGGACGACUUCUCAUGGGGACAGACGCGCAAGAUCGCCGGCGAGAAGGCCGGAGGAGCAGGGCAUGGCGACAAGGAGGGCGAGUUCGACUCGAGCCACAUCAGCAUGAAGCGCUGGGCCGACUGGGAGCGCGAGCGGCGGUACAAAUCGGCCAACCAGUCUCGCGACUCGUCGUACGGCGACGGUCCGCGCGGCAGCUCCCCCGGCAGGCCCGCCAGCAACCGGUACUCGAUCAUGUCGAGCGUCGAUACGUCGGAGGGUUUCUCGCACCCGCGCUACCCAACCGAGCUCUCUCUCCCCGCUCCUCUCGCUCCCCAGGCGAUCAGCCCGGCUUCGUCGCAGGCCAGCUUCGACAACCCUACCUCCGCAAUCUCCCCUCCGCCUCCGGCUCACUCUGGUGCGCUGUCGCGUUCGCCGGUCGACUACCCGACGCACCAGCAGGCGGGCUACGGCGACGAAGAUGAGGCGGACCGUCCGAUCCUGCACCACCAGUCUCCGCCUAUCAUGGCGUCGGCGCGAUUCCACGCCGAGCCUGACAGCCUCCCCCUCUCCCCGUCCGCGUCCUCCACCUCGCCGCCUCCCGCUUCAUCGGCCUCGUUUGCCUCGAACAACCCCUUCGCCAAUCCGCCGUCGACACAGUCUCGCCGCGGCGUUUCGCUGUCUGACGUCGGUCCUGUGCCCUCGUCGGGCGGCGGCGGCGUCCGUGUUGUUCAGCGUCACUCCCGCAGGCAGAGCUCGAACGCGCCCUCGUCGUCUGUCAACGGCCAGCACCGUUCGAGGCCGUCCACGCAGCAGUCGACUCAGCCGUCCUUCGGAGCCGCCGACUCGUUCUACUCGGGCACCACGAGCGGCGGAGGCUCGAUCUCCGGCCACUCGUCAAGCAGCGGCGGACAUCUCCCGCCCGGCGCCGCGCCGCCCCGGUUCAGCCACGGCGGCCAGCCUUAG